AUGUCGGCUAUUCCAUAUUUAAACUAUUCAUUCACAUCCACUUCUGAGCGUCCAUUCACAUCCUCAUCCAUAUAUCCAACCUCAUCCUCAUCCACAUCCUCAUCCACAUAUCCAUCCACAUUCACAUCCACAUCUGAACGUCCAUUCACAUCCCCAUAUCCACAUACCCAGCCUUUUCCUCAUCCAUAUCCACAUAUCCAUUCACAUCCACAUCCUCAUCCACAUAUUCACAUCCGCAUAUUCAUCCACAUCCUCAUCCACAUAUCCAUAUCCAUCCACCUCCUCAUCCACAUCUUCAUUCACAUCCACAUUCCAGUCCCCAUAUCGACAUCCUCAUCCUCAUCCUCAUCCAUCCAUAUCCACAUUCACAUCCACAUCAUAUCCACAUAUUCACAUCCGCAUAUUCAUUCACAUACCUGA
This is a messenger RNA of Penaeus vannamei (Pacific white shrimp), 420 nucleotides long. The record is from RefSeq and is a predicted model, not a curated record. Lineage: Eukaryota; Metazoa; Arthropoda; Malacostraca; Decapoda; Penaeidae.